Messenger RNA from Trichosporon asahii var. asahii CBS 2479, 1503 nucleotides. RefSeq names its product major facilitator superfamily transporter. The transcript has 2 exons. NCBI's taxonomy places the organism in Eukaryota, Fungi, Basidiomycota, Tremellomycetes, Trichosporonales, Trichosporonaceae. The coding region runs from base 1 to 1503 and encodes 500 amino acids. Gene Ontology annotation, cellular component: membrane. Gene Ontology annotation, biological process: transmembrane transport. Gene Ontology annotation, molecular function: transmembrane transporter activity. The record is from RefSeq and is a predicted model, not a curated record.
AUGAGCGCACGAACAUCAGACCCCGAGGCGGGCCUCCCGGCCUACGACGAGGACAAGAAGGGCGUUGAGGUCGGCCACCUCGAGGAGAGCGUCACUGUCAAGGGCGCGGACAAGAUUGAUCUCACGGGAUACGUCUAUGUCCCCGACACGCCGGAGGAGCGCGCGCUCGUGCGCAAGAUUGACAUCCACAUCCUCCCCAUGCUCUGGGUCAUGUACAUCAUGAACUAUUGGCUCCACAUCGUGCCUCGCCUCCACCCUCCUACAGCCACUGACGCCCAGCUCGACCGUACCAACAUCGGAAACGCCAAGGUCGGCGGCAUGCAGAAGGACCUCUCCCUCAGCUCGUCCGAGUACUCCCUCGUUCUCUCGAUUUUCUUUAUUGGGUACCUGCUUUGGGAAGUGCCUUCGAAUAUGAUGCUGUCGCGGAGCACGCCGUCGCUCUUCUUGCCCGCCAUCAUGUUUGCGUGGGGCGCCAUGUCCAUUGGCGCCAAGGGCGUCAACUCGCUCGGAGGCAUGGUCGCGUUCCGCUUCUUCCUUGGAAUCGUCGAGGCCGGCUUCUUCCCCGGUGUCAUGCUGCUGAUGAGCUGCUGGUACAAGCCGAAGGAGCUGUCGAAGCGCAUCGCGGCCUUCUACACUGCGUCCCUCAUGGCUGGCGCUUUUGGCGGUCUGCUCGCCGGCGGCAUCAUCGAGGGUCUCGAGGGCAAGGGCGGCACGCGCGGGUGGAAGUGGCUGUUCAUCAUCGAGGGCCUGAUCACUGUCGUGCUCUCGAUCGUGGCCGUGUUCAUCCUCCCCAACUACCCCGCGACGACGCGGUGGCUCACGCCCGAGCAGAAGAAGCUCGCGACUGCUCGUCUCAUGUCGGUCGCGGCGGCCGAGGCCGGCGCCGAGCCCGAGCACCAGUCGCACUGGGACGCCUUCAAGCAGGCCAUCAAGGACCCCAAGACCUACGUCUUCAUGAUCAUCUACAACGUCCUCAACAUGGUCGGCACGAUUUCCUACUUCUUCCCGACCCUCAUGGCGUCGCUCGGCUACCAGCACAGGAUGCAGCAGUUCAUGACGGUGCCGAUCUACGCCGUCGCGCUCGUCAUCUCCCUCACGGGCGGCUUCAUCGCAGACCGCACGGGCCAGAAGGCGUACGUCGUCGCCGCGUCCUGUAUCCUCGCCACGGUGUCCUUCGUCAUCAUCGCGGCCGUGCCGAACGACAAAGUGAAGUACGCCUUCCUCUGUUUCGGCGGCGGCGGGAUCUGGACCGCCGUGCCCAUCAGUCUCUCGUGGCUCGUGACCAUGUUCGACGGGCGCGAGAAGCGAGCCGUGUCCAUCGCGCUCAUCAACGGUUUCGGCAACCUCGCGUCUGUUUAUGGAUCCUUCUUCUGGCCCGAGAAGACGGCGCCCAAGUACAUCAUGGGCUUCAGCCUGACGUGCGCGUUUGCGUUCUUCGCAUUCUGCGUCGUGCUCUUCGCCAAGUGGAAGUUUGGCGACAAGGGCGUCACCAGGACGUCAUAA